This is a messenger RNA of Lagenorhynchus albirostris (white-beaked dolphin), 2224 nucleotides long. RefSeq names its product phosphatidylinositol glycan anchor biosynthesis class T (gene PIGT). The transcript has 12 exons. Gene Ontology annotation, cellular component: GPI-anchor transamidase complex. NCBI's taxonomy places the organism in Eukaryota, Metazoa, Chordata, Mammalia, Artiodactyla, Delphinidae. Bases 38 to 1804 code for a protein of 588 amino acids. Gene Ontology annotation, biological process: attachment of GPI anchor to protein. The record is from RefSeq and is a predicted model, not a curated record.
GGGGCGGGGCCAUUGGGAGGCGGAAACAGCCGCAGCUAUGGCGGCGGCAGCGCAGCUUUCACUGCUGGUGCUGUUGCUUCUCGGGCCGGGCGUCUGGGGCCAGACGGAGCCCCCACGCGACAGCCUGCGGGAGGAGCUCGUCAUCACUCCGCUGCCUUCUGGGGACGUAGCCGCCACAUUCCAGUUCCGCACGCGCUGGGAUUCGGAGCUGCAGCGGGAAGAAGUAUCUCAUUAUAGGCUCUUCCCCAAAGUACUGGGGCAGUUGAUCUCUAAGUAUUCUCUACGGGAGCUGCACCUGUCCUUAACCCAAGGCUUCUGGAGGACUCGAUACUGGGGGACACCCUUCUUGCAGGCCCCAUCAGGUGCAGAGCUGUGGGCCUGGUUCCAAGACACCGUCACUGAUGUGGAUAAGUCCUGGAAGGAGCUCAGUAACGUCCUCUCGGGGAUCUUCUGCGCCUCUCUCAACUUCAUUGAUUCCACCAACACAGUCACGCCCAGCGCCUCCUUCAAACCCCUGGGGCUGGCCAAUGGCACAGAUCACUCCUUCCUGCGCUAUGCGGUGCUGCCUCGGGAGGUCGUCUGCACUGAGAACCUCACCCCGUGGAAGAAGCUCUUGCCCUGCAGUUCCAAGGCAGGCCUCUCUGUGCUGCUGAAGGCCGAUCGCCUGUUUCACACGAGCUACCACUCCCAGGCAGUGCAUAUCCGCCCUGUUUGCAAAGAUGCACGCUGUGCCAGCACCUCCUGGGAGCUGAGGCAGACCCUUUCCGUUGUAUUUGAUGCCUUCGUCACGGGGCAGGGGAAGCAAGACUGGUCCCUCUUUCGGAUGUUCUCCCGAACCCUCACAGAGCCCUGCCCCCUGGCUUCGGAGAGCCGAGUCUAUGUGGACGUCACCAACUAUAGCCAGGACAAUGAGACAUUGGAGGUGUACCCGCCCCCGCUAACCACGUACCAGGACGUCGUCCUGGGCACCCGGAAGACCUAUGCCGUCUACGACCUGCUGGACACGGCCGUGCUCAACAGCUCGCGCAGCCUCAACCUCCAGCUCAAGUGGAAGAGACCCCCAGGGAAUGAGGCCCCACCCAUGCCCUUCCUGUACGCCCAGCGGUACGUGAGCGGCUACGGGCUGCACAACGGGGAGCUGAGCACGCUGCUGUAUAACACCCACCCGUACCGGGCCUUCCCCGUGCUGUUGCUGGACACUGUGCCCUGGUACCUGCGGCUGUACGUGCACACCCUCACCAUCACCUCCAAGGGCAAGGAGAACAAACCAAAGCUAUGCGUGGCCCCUACCUCUCCCCCAGGUUACAUCCACUACCAGCCUGCCCAGGACCGGAUGCAGCCCCACCUCCUGGAGAUGCUGAUUCAGCUACCGGCCAGCUCGGUCACCAAGGUCUCCAUCCAGUUUGAGCGGGCGCUGCUUAAGUGGACCGAGUACACCCCGGACCCCAACCACGGCUUCUACGUCAGCCCAUCUGUCCUCAGUGCCCUCGUGCCCAGCGAGGUGGCCGCCCAACCCGUGGACUGGGAAGAGAGUCCCCUCUUCAACACCCUCUUCCCAGCCUCCGACAGCUCCAGCUACUUCGUGCGGCUCUACACGGAGCCACUGCUGGUGAGCCUGCCCACGCCGGACUUCAGCAUGCCCUACAACGUCAUCUGCCUCACGUGCACAGUGGUGGCCGUGUGCUACGGCUCCUUCUACAACCUCCUCACCCGAACCUUCCAGAUUGAGGAGCCCAGCAAGGGCGGCCUGGCCAGGCGGCUGGCCAACCUCAUCCGGCGCGCCCGAGGCGUCCCCCCGCUCUGAGGCGCGCCCUCCUCACAGCUGGGCUGCUGCUUCUCUCCGAGGUGGGUGGUGACUGACCCCCAGGGCUGCUUCCGCCGCGUGCCCUCCCCCGAGGCAGUUUUUGAACCAGGCUGACCCCUGGAUUGGGCCAGGGCCUCAAGUGGCGCUAUCAGGACGGUAGCCACUAGCCAGAUGUGUGUUUGAAUUGAAAUUAAUUGAAAUUGAAAGUGUACUUCCUCAGCCGUACUAGCCCCAUUUCAAGUGCUCGGUAACCAAAAGUGAUCAGCAGCUGCAGUACUGGGCAGCGAGGACAGAUGUUUCCAUCACUGCAGAAAGUUCUGUUAUACGAUGGCCUGGAUAAUAGGAUGUGCUGAGGAAUUCGUAUCAUGCGGUAGGUGGAGUUCACUGGGUGUGGAAUAAAAAGUGCCUGUUUCCUUGGUU